AUAAAAACUCCCUUGAAUAUAAUAAAUAAACAAAAUCCCACUCUUUAAAAAAAAAAGAAAAAAAAAGGGCGGUUACUGGUUGGUAGUGUCUACAGGAACUAACUGCUUUUAUUAUUAUUUUAUUUUUUGGCUGCCAAUUAGAAAACUGCCGAGAACUUGUCGGAGAGAAUCUGAAAGAAACCGGCAGCGAACUCUCUCGGUGGCGCACACUCUUAUCAUGCACACUCCCUCCUUUCAGUUGCUCUUCCUUCUUCUUCAAUGGCCUAACCUGAACUGCUAACACUGAUUCUACCAUUUCUCGUCGCAUCGACCUUCGAGCUUUUUCCUGGCUUUCCUCAGCUCUGAAUAUCGUGUUGUUGGUGUUUGGCAUACAGGGAAUUCAGAUUUUCAAAAACAUGGCAAAGUCAAAAAAUUCGAGCCAAAAAAAGCACCGUUUGGCAAAGAAUGGACAGGGUUUUGGAGAUUUCACGAACCAAAAGAAUGAUUCUCAGAGUGGUUCACAAACCUCUGUUUCUUCGGUGGAGGUUCCUUUCGACAAUGCAUCUUCCACAGACUUUCCUUCUCCAAGGAGAAAGGAUACUGUUCUUACAGUUCUGACCCCUCGUGGUAUUGGUGAUGAACCUAUAUGCAUGGAUGCUUCACCAUGUAGUUCACUUAGUGAUCCAAUUUCUUUAGACGAGAGGUGCCCAGAAUUUGUAUGUAUUGACAAUGAGGAAGUCUCGGGAGUUGAGACUAUUAAAUGGAGGACAAACAGUCUCUAUAUUCCAGAUGAUUUGGAAAUAGGAAGUAUCUUGUAUAGAGAUAUGUUUGCAGAGCUGACGGCAAUUGAUAAAGCAGUCGAUAUUGAUAAGAAUUUCACGGAUCCACAAUUUUGUGCAUCUAUUGCUUUUGCUUCUGACGCAUACAAAUACUUGCGCGCUGCUGAGGCUAAUAAAAGACCUUCUGCAAACUUUAUGGAAAGGAUCCAAAAAGAUAUCAAUGCCAACAUGCGUGCAAUAUUAGUUGAUUGGCUUGUAGAAGUUUCGGAAGAUUACAAGCUUGUACCUGACACACUAUUUUUGACAAUUAACUACAUAGAUCGCUAUCUUUCUGACAACUUGAUGAGUAUGAAAUAUUUGCAGUUGCUUGGUAUUGCAUGCAUGUUGAUUGCAGCUGGAUAUGUGGAGAUUUCUCCACCUGAUGUGGAAGAAUUCUGCAAUGAUAAUGCAUUUUCCAGAAAGGAUGUUUUGGAAAUGAAAACCUCUGUGCUGCAUUACUUGAAGUUCGAAAGGACAGCUCCAACAACUAUAAGUUUCUUGAAGCGAUUUGUAUGUGCAGCUCAAGCGACCAGUGAGGUUCCUUCAGCACAGAUGGUUUGCUUGGCAAAAUAUAUUACAGAGUUAUCUCUUGUAGAGUAUAGCAUGCUUCGCUAUACCCCGUCAUUAAUUGCUGCUUCUGCUGUUUUCUUGGCCAAGUAUAUGCUUACCCCUUCGAAGAGACCCUGGGAUUCUAUAUUGACGUAUUAUACACUUUAUAAAGAUUCUGAUUUGUUUGACUGUGUAAAAGCACUACAUUACCUGUGCUGCAAUGGCAUCAAUUCAAAGUUACCAGCACUAAGGAAGAAGUACAGUCAACAGAAGAGUGCUUUCUCGUGGAUGUGGAAGAACAAAGAUACAGAUACUAGUACCACACCAGAGUACGUGUUUCUCCAAAUGAAAGAGCAAACUUCUAUGGAAAGUGGAGCAAGCUGAACUUCCAGAUCAGAAUGAAUACUGGAAAGCAAAUUCACCACCAUGCAGUCAGAAGAAGAUAAUCAAAGUUUGUGUGCUUCAAAGCUAUUAUGCCUAUUUCAGAGUAGUAAGUAUACAAAAUAGUACCGGUUACCCAAGAAUUGCAGUUCCAA
Messenger RNA from Ziziphus jujuba (common jujube), 1882 nucleotides. Its product is annotated as cyclin-A1-4-like. Gene Ontology annotation, biological process: regulation of cyclin-dependent protein serine/threonine kinase activity; mitotic cell cycle phase transition. Lineage: Eukaryota; Viridiplantae; Streptophyta; Magnoliopsida; Rosales; Rhamnaceae. The transcript has 13 exons. Gene Ontology annotation, molecular function: cyclin-dependent protein serine/threonine kinase regulator activity. Gene Ontology annotation, cellular component: cyclin-dependent protein kinase holoenzyme complex; cytoplasm; nucleus. The coding region runs from base 396 to 1730 and encodes 444 amino acids. The record is from RefSeq and is a predicted model, not a curated record.